AUGUCAAACAUCAUCAUUCUCAGCUCGCAGCACAUCGUCUCUAACGGUUACAACAACACCCUCCGCUAUGAGUUCCCUGGCAGCAGCGUUAAUUUUACUAACAGCGAAUUGGCUAUUCACUCAAUCAACAUGUACAACAGUCAAUUCAAUAUCGAUGCAUCAGCAUAUGGAAACAAUAGCUUCAAGCUUUCAAUGCCCACAGGCAACACCUACAGUACUGUACAGAUCAGACUUCCGAGCGGAUACUACUCAUAUAGUGCAAUAAACUCAGCUAUGCAAUCGGCUAUGAUCUCAGCAGGUGCGUAUCUAAUCAGCGCUGAUGGCGAUAACGUAUUUUACGCCAAUAUCAGCGAAAACCCAACCUAUUACUCGUGCCAAGUCGAUCUAUCGCCGGUUCCGACGAGCCUUCCCGCUGGAUGGUCUCGCCCGCCUUCUGGUCUCUACUCGAGCGGUGGAACCGGCCUGCCGCUUGGAUUCUCGUAUGUCCCCAAGCUCGUUAUCGAUAACGAGGAGUUUGGCAAAAUCAUCGGUUUCCCACUCGGAACGACCCCCAGUCAGAGUCUAUACACGCUUCAGUCUGUACUCUCUCCGAUUCCGCCUCAGAUCAAUCCUGUCAGCUCAUAUCAGAUGCAGUGUUCCCUAGUAUCAAAUCCAUUUUGCAUUCCAGACGAUAUUCUCACUACUUUCAACACAGCAGGAACGACUAUCGGUCAGCUAGUAAGCUACCAGCCAAAUGAGUUCUGUUGGGUCGAUGUUCCCAACGGAUCAUAUGCUAGCAUCACUCUAACGAUCGUUGAUCAAGAGGGCAGGUUCGCUAAAUUGAACGAUACAAACAUGCUGAUCAGUCUGAUCGUCCGGCAGAAACGCUCGUAG
Molecule: messenger RNA, 873 nt
Organism: Phytophthora sojae
Lineage: Eukaryota; Oomycota; Peronosporomycetes; Peronosporales; Peronosporaceae
Exons: 1
Coding region: 1-873 (290 amino acids)
Source: RefSeq, a predicted model, not a curated record